ACCCUGUAUGUAAACCACCUGGACUUGGAUAUUUCCCCCGCCCUUGACAGUGCACCAAGACAACCGUAUAUGCAGGAAGGUAACUGCAUGUUAACCUGCCUGUUCUUUGAUAGGUCAGGUGCAUAACACGAACAGUUUUCAUUUGCAAUUAAUGCUAGCCACAGUAGUCAUUCAGUGAGGGUUGUUCAAUACUACUUGUAUCGCGAGACACGAAACAAUCUUCCUGGUGCACAGAGUCGCCGCCAUGGAGUGGGUGAGACUCGCUGUCCUGCUCUCUGUGUAUGUGCUGCACAUUACAUCAGGCAGCUGCCUACCGGGUACGUAUGGCUACCGGUGUGGAUACAACUGUCACUGUCAGGCUAACACGUGUAACGUUACAGAUGGAUGCAGAUCUCAGACUUGCAUCAAAGGAUGGUCAGGACCAACAUGCCAGAAAAAUAACAAAGCACUCGAUAAGUCGACAUCGGCCAGCAGUACCUCUAUGGCAGCAGGUAACGCUGUAGACGGAAACACCAUAGCGAACAACUAUCGCUCCUGCUUUCAUUCAGCAUACAAUGACGGUAUAAACGUUGCGUGGUGGAGAGUGGAUCUGAAUGAGACAACACCGAUACAUGACGUCACCAUAUACUUCCGGACAGACUAUAAGGUUCGUCGGAAUGGUAUCCAGGUCUACAUAGCUGACACUGCCGCUUCUCCAACUGAUGGAGUCAAGUGCUACAACGUGACAGGGAAGGGAGACGGAUCAGACAUACUUGAUGUUUUGAACGUGACGUGUUCUGGUAAAGGGCGUUAUCUGGUCCUGUACACCACUACAAUAAACAAUGGUGACGCUGUACCCAUUUUGGAUUUCUGCGAAGUGCAGGUUGACGUGUGCGCUCCUGGUACUUUCGGCUCUGUCUGUGACAACUACUGCCACUGUGCUGGUGAUGUCUGCAACUUCGUGAACGGCGUCUGUCCUAGUGGAGUCUGUCUACCAGGCUGGCAGCACGACGAGUGUGACACAGAGUGUACCCAAUUCAGUUAUGGACAAAACUGUAGUAAAAAAUGUUCUGAUAGGAACUGUAAGAACGACAACUCUAGCUGUGACCAUGCGACAGGGAUGUGUGUCGGAGGUUGUAAGACUGGAUGGAAUGGAACAGACUGUACACAGGAAUGCCCAGGUUCCUACGGAGAUGGCUGUGCUUACCAGUGCUCUGCUAGAAAAUGCCGUGGGACAUCGACAUGUGAUCACGUGACAGGCAAGUGUGAAAACGGCUGCAAUCCCGGAUGGAAGAUAGCUGACUGUACACAAGAAUGCACCAAAGGCGUUGAAUAUGGAUCUGGCUGUGUUGGUAACUGCAGUGCCCGGAUGUGUGAUGGUGGUACAGACGCCUGUCCCCCGGACACAGGCCAGUGUGAAUCUACCUGUGUGUCAGGGUGGCAGGGAGAGGACUGCGCGCAGGUGUGUAGCCUAGGUUCAUUCGGUGAAAACUGUUCGGAAGAAUGUGGACAGUGUCUUGACACCAGUGACUGUCACCAUGUCAAUGGAACUUGUAUAACAGGAUGUGUUAAUGGAUGGACGAACCACACAUGCACACAAAAGCAAGAUGAAGGGCCAACGUCCAAUGCAGGAAUCUUUACGUCAGCUGGUGUUGUAGUUGCCAUCAUCGUUGCAGCAGCCGUCGUUGUUAUCGUUGUUGUCUUGGUCAGGAGACGAAGAAGUCAAGCAGCAAACAAAAGAGAUGAUCAUGCAGAUAUGUCCCCAGAGCAGAUAGAUAUGAUGAACGACCCUGCGUGUACCAAUGAUGUGGACACGGACGAUUACGUCAACCCUGUAUAUGUAAGUGGCCAUGUUGCAGAUAAAAACGACCCUCUGCCUACCAGCGUUGGGGACUCAGACGCGUACCUCGACCCUGUGUAUGCAAAUGCUGUGGACUCGGAAGAGUACCUCGACCCUGUGCGUGCAGGUGCCGUCGUGGUGGUGGACGAGAAGGACGAAGCGGCUGUAGAUGAGGACGACAACGACACGUACUACAACACAGCAACUGCUCCUGCAAUAACGUUGGUGUCUGUAGAUAAGCUACAGGAGCGGAUCCAGGAGCUGCAGGUGCCCGUCGGGGGCUUUCAGGCAGAGUAUCAGGUACGACCAAAAACAUGACAGAACGAGGUACGCAUUAAUCCGAUUAAAAGUGACCGACAGGACCACAUAAUAAGACGGCGAGAUAUUACCAGAUACUGAUCCGCCAUCACAACGUGACUAUUCUUAUGAAGAUAUAAACUUGACAUUACAAGGUGUAAUACGAGUAUAUUAUUUAAUUCAUGAACAAUGUUA
This is a messenger RNA of Haliotis rubra (blacklip abalone), 2311 nucleotides long. RefSeq names its product multiple epidermal growth factor-like domains protein 11. The transcript has 12 exons. NCBI's taxonomy places the organism in Eukaryota, Metazoa, Mollusca, Gastropoda, Lepetellida, Haliotidae. Gene Ontology annotation, molecular function: scavenger receptor activity. The coding region runs from base 245 to 2137 and encodes 630 amino acids. The record is from RefSeq and is a predicted model, not a curated record.